GCAGAUUGGUGAUUGAUUCCAGCAGACACAAAACUAUUCCAUGGAUGAAUCCAGACAGAACAUGCAACUGUUCCUGUCUAAACCAGAUUUUAAUGAACCUGAAAAUGACUAUGUUAAAAAGUUAGAGGAAAUAGAUGAAUAUCUUGACAAGCUGAAGAAGAUAGCUUCAUCAGGCUGCUCAUCUGAGGUGCUAAAUCUGGUAUUGAAUUCAAUGACAUCGCUUGCUAAAGUUCUAUCAACAAUGUCUUCGUCGAAGAAAAGACCUUUUGAAUCGAUUUGAGCAGGUUAAUUGUUCACUCAUUGUGGUAUAGGGGGCAAAUGGAGGUUGUAAGAGCAGUAAAUGUAUUGAACUAUUGCUCAAGACUAACAUAAUUAGGUUAAUAGAUUUGGCUUGUGUUAUUAUGUAUGUAUUACAUUGAUAUUUCUAUGUUUAAUCUACUUCUUUCUUGAUGUUAUCA
Messenger RNA from Impatiens glandulifera, 458 nucleotides. Its product is annotated as pyrophosphate--fructose 6-phosphate 1-phosphotransferase subunit alpha 2-like. The record is from RefSeq and is a predicted model, not a curated record. The transcript has 2 exons. NCBI's taxonomy places the organism in Eukaryota, Viridiplantae, Streptophyta, Magnoliopsida, Ericales, Balsaminaceae. Bases 41 to 280 code for a protein of 79 amino acids.